Xenia sp. Carnegie-2017 is the source of this 2129-nucleotide messenger RNA. RefSeq names its product transmembrane 9 superfamily member 4-like. Gene Ontology annotation, biological process: protein localization to membrane. The record is from RefSeq and is a predicted model, not a curated record. Lineage: Eukaryota; Metazoa; Cnidaria; Anthozoa; Malacalcyonacea; Xeniidae. Gene Ontology annotation, cellular component: membrane. Bases 203 to 1948 code for a protein of 581 amino acids. The transcript is spliced from 22 exons.
GGCUGCCUCUCCAUGCCUCUUACGUGGCAAAUUGACAUGCGCACUUCGCUCGAGAAAGUUACUUCAAAAUGGCUGAUUCUAAACAUGGAAUGUUUUUGUGAUUUUGUCGUAUUUAUUGCUGUGCGCCGAUGCAUUUUAUCUCCCUGGAAUAGCCCCUAUUGACUACGAGAAGGGCAGUUCACUGGAUGUUAAAGCUGUAAAAAUGACAAGCAUCAAGACCCAACUUCCAUAUGAUUACUACUCAUUGCCAUUUUGUUCCCCCUCCAAGAAACAGUAUAUUCCUGAAAAUUUAGGUGAAGUAUUGCGCGGUGAUCGUAUAGUCAACACACCUUAUCAGGUUAAAAUGAUGGAGAACAAGACCUGUACUGUUCUUUGUGCGAAAACAUUAAGUGUUAAAGAGUCAGAAGUGAUCGCUCAAAGAGUAAAAGAGGAUUAUCAUCUUCACAUGUUGAUUGAUAAUUUACCCAUUGCUACAAAGUACAGGACAGAGGACUUCUCUGAGAUUCAUUAUGAACAUGGUUUUAAACUGGGUUUUGAGAAAAAUGGAAAGAUUUAUCUCAAUAAUUUGUUGAAUAUGAUUAUAAAAUAUCACAGUGAUGAUGGUGAAUCAUAUCGUGUCGUUGGUUUUGAGGCUCAGGCAGCAAGCUUAGGAAAAUUGGGCACUGAUGACCCAGCAAACAUUGCCCCAGAGCAAAAGUGCAAGUUUCCAGACAAUGUAGAUGGAUUAUUUCAAGAAAUAAAUCCCAAAGGUGAAAACAAGAUCACAUUUGCCUACAUGGUUAUAUGGGAGCCAAGUAACAUUCGGUGGGCAUCUCGUUGGGACAGCUACCUUAAUAUGAGUGAUGUACAAAUUCAUUGGUUCUCAAUUGUCAAUUCCGUUGUUAUUGCUAUAUUUCUAUCAGGUGUUGUUGUAAUGAUUUUAAUACGAACAUUACGAAGAGACAUUGCUAAAUAUAAUGAAGAAGAUAGUAUGGAUGACACGAUUGAAGAAAGUGGCUGGAAGUUGGUUCAUGGCGAUGUGUUCCGACCACCGAGGUUUCGCCUUCUUUUCACAGCCUGUGUCGGUUCUGGUGUUCAACUCUUUGCUAUGGCUCUUAUAACGCUAGUUGUGGCCAUGUUUGGUAUGCUUUCGCCCGCAAGCCGAGGAAGUUUAUUGUCAGCGGUUGUAUUUCUUUUCGUAUUUAUGGGGAUGUUCGCCGGCUACUUCUCCGCUCGUCUCUACAAAACCUUGAAUGGUCAAAAAUGGAAACGCGCGGCUUUGGUUACCGGAACUCUUUACCCAGGAGCUAUUGCCGGCCUAGCAUUUCUUCUCAAUUUCUUCAUAUGGGGGAAGCAUUCAUCUGGCGCGGUUCCUUUCUCAACAAUGGUUGCUUUGUUAUUGCUUUGGUUUGGAAUAUCCUUACCUCUUGUCUUCCUGGGGUAUUAUUUUGGAUACAGGAAAUACCCGUAUGAACAUCCCGUACGAACCAAUCAGAUUCCUCGUCAGGUACCAGAACAAGUGUGGUAUGUUCACCCUAUACCAAGCAACAUAAUGGCGGGAAUUUUACCAUUUGGUGCUGUCUUUAUUGAAUUAUUUUUCAUUCUGACGGCGAUCUGGGAGAAUCAAUUUUACUAUCUUUUUGGCUUUUUAUUCCUUGUUUUUCUGAUCCUCGCCAUGUGUUGUUCACUCAUUGCUGUCGUGGUCGUUUAUUUCCAACUCUGUGCUGAGGAUUACCAUUGGUGGUGGCGUUCAUUCCUUACGUCAUCUUCCUGUUCGUUAUACGUGCUUGCUUAUGCUAUAUUUUAUUAUAUAAAUAAGUUGGAGAUUGCAAGCUUCGUGUCUGGUUUGAUAUACUUCGUGUAUACUCUAAUGAUGGUGUUCACCUUUUGGCUGUUGACUGGAACCAUCGGUUUUUACGCUACCUAUUACUUUAUUAGAAAGAUUUAUGGUGCUGUGAAGAUUGAUUGAACACUCGACCGUCGUAAUUUGGACAAAUCUCGAAAGAUGCGAAUGAAGAAAAUAAAUGAUCGGUUCAUCCUUUCUUUACGUGAACGGUAGGAUUAGUGAGUUUUUAAAACAGGUCAUUCUACAAUUUUAAUGAUGCUCUUUUCAAGACAUGAUAGAAUUGAAUCAAUUUUUGGGAAGCUUA